Molecule: messenger RNA, 9732 nt
Organism: Equus caballus (horse)
Lineage: Eukaryota; Metazoa; Chordata; Mammalia; Perissodactyla; Equidae
Gene: PIKFYVE
Product: phosphoinositide kinase, FYVE-type zinc finger containing
Biological process (GO): melanosome organization; neutrophil chemotaxis; phosphatidylinositol metabolic process
Cellular component (GO): cytoplasmic vesicle; vesicle membrane
Molecular function (GO): 1-phosphatidylinositol-3-phosphate 5-kinase activity; metal ion binding; ATP binding
Source: RefSeq, a predicted model, not a curated record
UGCCUCCAGGCCAGCCCUGCCUCCAAGUUUUUAAGUGUUGAUAUUUUCUGUAAUUUGAAGAGUCCAGGUGAAAGUUAGAUUGGCUGUAUCAUUGUGGUUUCAGAUGAUCGAGCCUCCUCUGUACGCCGGGGCUGCAGUGUUCUCCACUCUUAGUUUGGAGUCUGUGCUGAACUGGAUUUAUUUGUUUUUGGUUUUCAUGGACUCAUGAAAUGGCCACAGAUGAUAAGACUUCCCCAACAUUGGACUCUGCUAAUGAUUUGCCUCGCUCUCCUGCUAGUCCUUCUCAUCUCACACACUUUAAACCUUUGACUCCCGAUCAGGACGAACCUGCUUUUAAGUCAGCAUAUAGUUCUUUUGUAAAUCUCUUUCGAUUUAACAAAGACAGAGCAGAGGGAGAGCAGCAGUCUCUGACUGGAGGUUGGCCCAGCCCUCAGCUGCCUUCAAGGACACAGUCUGUGAGGUCACCUAUACCCUAUAAAAAGCAGCUUACUGAGGAGCUCCAGCGGCGGCCUUCAGCAGUGCUGGCAGAGAACAGUUUGCAGCACCCCCAGGAGAACACAGACACAAGAAGGAAAACAGAACCUACCUUUGGCGGUCAUGACCCUCGUACAGCUGUUCAGCUUCGAAGCCUCAGCACAGUGUUAAAACGCCUCAAGGAAAUCAUGGAGGGGAAAAGCCAGGACAGUGACCUGAAGCAGUACUGGAUGCCGGACAGCCAGUGCAGAGAGUGCUACGACUGCAGCGAGAAGUUCACCACCUUCCGGCGCAGGCACCACUGCCGGCUCUGCGGGCAGAUUUUCUGCAGCCGCUGCUGCAAUCAAGAGAUCCCUGGGAAGUUUAUGGGCUAUACAGGGGACCUCCGAGCUUGCACAUACUGUAGAAAAAUAGCCUUAAGUUAUGCUCAUUCCACAGACAGUAAUUCCAUUGGGGAAGACUUGAAUGCUCUUUCAGAUUCUGCUUCCUCUGUGUCUGUACUUGAUCCGAGUGAACCCCGAACACCUGUUGGGAGUAGGAAAGCCAGCCGGAACAUCUUUUUAGAGGAUGAUUUUGCCUGGCAAAGUUUGAUUCAUCCAGACUCCUCAAAUACUGCUCUUUCAACAAGACUUGUAUCUGUUCAAGAGGACGCUGGGAAAUCUCCUGCUCGAAAUAGAAUGGACUUGGCAGUGCCUGCUCCAUUGGAUGCUGUGUGGAUUAAAUCAUACAUACAUGGCCCUACUGGGUCAGCCAGCAUUACCAACCUCUCACUGGAUCGAUCUGGUUCUCCCCUGGUACCUUCAUAUGAGACAUCUGUCAGUCCCCAGGCCAACCGAACAUACGUGAGGACAGAGACCACAGAGGAUGAACGCAAAAUUCUUCUGGACAGCGUCCAGUUAAAAGACCUGUGGAAGAAAAUCUGCCAUCACAGUAGUGGAAUGGAGUUUCAGGAUCACCGCUACUGGCUGAGGACACAUCCCAACUGCAUCGUAGGGAAGGAGUUAGUCAACUGGCUAAUCCGAAAUGGGCACAUUGCCACAAGGGCACAAGCUGUAGCAAUUGGACAAGCGAUGGUGGACGGACGGUGGCUGGACUGCGUGAGCCACCAUGACCAGCUCUUCAGGGAUGAGUAUGCGCUCUACAGACCCCUGCAGAGUACAGACUUUUCUGAGACCCCUUCUCCGGACAGUGACUCCGUGAACUCUGUGGAAGGACACUCGGAGCCAUCAUGGUUUAAAGACAUAAAGUUUGAUGACAGCGACACAGAGCAGAUUGCUGAAGAAGGUGACGAUAAUUUGACUAACUCUGCCAGUCCUAGCAAGCGCACGUCAGUCAGCAGUUUCCAGUCCACAGUGGACAGUGACUCAGCCGCCUCCAUCAGCCUGAACGUGGAGUUGGACAACGUGAACUUCCACAUCAAGAAGCCCUCCAAGUACCCACACGUGCCCCCUCACCCUGCUGACCAAAAAGAGUAUUUGAUUUCUGACAACGGAGGACAACAACUCUCAAUAAGUGACGCCUUCAUCAAAGAAUCCUUAUUUAAUCGUCGAGUUGAGGAGAAAUCCAAAGAACUGCCCUUUACGCCUUUGGGCUGGCAUCAUAACAAUCUGGAGCUGCUGCGGGAGGAGAAUGGAGAGAAGCAGGCCAUGGAGAGGUUGCUUUCAGCUAAUCAUAACCACAUGAUGGCACUGCUCCAACAGUUGCUCCAUAGUGAGUCAUUGUCACCAUCUUGGAGGGACAUCAUUGUAUCCCUGGUCUGCCAGGUUGUUCAGACAGUCCGACCUGACGUCAAGAACCGGGAUGACGACAUGGAUAUCCGUCAGUUUGUCCACGUCAAAAAAAUCCCAGGUGGAAAGAAGUUUGAUUCUAUGGUUGUCAAUGGGUUCGUUUGUACCAAGAAUAUUGCACAUAAAAAGAUGAAUUCUUGUAUUAAAAACCCCAAAAUUCUUCUGUUGAAGUGUUCCAUUGAGUAUCUCUACAGAGAAGAAACUAAAUUUACUUGCAUUGACCCUAUCGUGCUUCAGGAAAGGGAAUUCUUGAAGAAUUAUGUUCAGCGAAUAGUGGAUGUUCGACCCACAUUGGUUCUAGUUGAGAAAACGGUGUCUCGGAUUGCCCAGGACCUGUUGCUGGAACACGGCAUCACUUUGGUCAUUAAUGUCAAAUCACAAGUUUUAGAACGAAUCAGUCGGAUGACCCAAGGUGAUUUAGUGAUGUCGAUGGACCAGUUGCUCACAAAGCCCCACCUGGGCACCUGUCACAAAUUUUACAUGCAGAUGUUUCAGCUACCUGGUGAACAAACCAAAACUCUGAUGUUUUUUGAAGGCUGUCCACAGCACCUGGGCUGUACAAUCAAGCUUAGAGGAGGCUCCGAUUAUGAGCUGGCUCGAGUUAAGGAGAUCCUCAUAUUUAUGAUCUGUGUAGCAUAUCAUUCUCAACUAGAAAUCUCCUUCCUCAUGGAUGAAUUUGCCAUGCCUCCUACAUUAACGCAAAACCCUUCCUUCCACUCUCUGAUUGAGGAACAGGAGGAUGACGAGGCUGCUCAAGAACAGCUCAGCGGAAGUCCCCUCCCCCGGGAACCUGACUUCCCUCUGGAGUGUCUGGCCCCUGAUGAGAGCAGUUCACUGGAAUCAAGGACUGUGUUUGGGAAGAGUGACCAGGAACUUAAAGGUGCUCCAAAGGAUGCUGUCUCGUUGAAGCAGCAGGAGUUCGCCACAGCAGCCUGCCCGGCCGGCGUCCCCUAUGCUCUCUUUGCAUUGGUCCCAGAAUCCUUGUUGCCACUGCAUCUGGGUGACCAACAGGAUGCCAGGGGCAGCGAGCAGCCAGAGACUGUGCAGCAAACGGGUGAGCUACAGGAUCCCAAAAGCCAGAUGAGAGCCUUUAGAGACCCUCUGCAGGAUGACACUGGAUUGUAUGUCACUGAGGAAGUCACCUCUUCUGAGGAUAAGCGGAAGACUUACUCUUUGGCCUUUAAACAGGAAUUAAAAGACGUAAUUCUCUGUAUCUCCCCAGUGAUCACAUUCCGAGAGCCUUUCCUUUUAACCGAGAAGGGGAUGCGAUGCUCUCCCCGAGACUAUUUCGCAGAGCAGCUUUACUGGUCUCCUCUCCUCAAUAAAGACUUCAAAGAAAUGGAGAGCAGGCGGAAGAAGCAGCUGCUCAGGGAUCUCUCCAGCCUCCAGGGCCUGAACGGAAGUGUGCAGGCCAAGUCUAUCCAAGUGCUGCCCUCACACGAGCUGGUGAGCGCUAGGAUUGCUGAGCAUCUGGGUGACAGCCAGGGCCUGGGCCGGAUGCUGGCUGACUACCGGGCCAGAGGAGGGAGAAUUCAGCAGAAUACUUCAGACCCUUUUGCUCAUUCAAAGGAUGCAUCAGGUCCUUCAAGUGGCAAGUCAGGAAGCAGAACUGAGGGCGAUGAAGAGAAAGGGCUGAUUCCGAGUGACGCGGUAUGGUCAACAAAGGUGGACUGUCUGAACCCUGCCAACCACCAGAGGCUGUGCGUGCUCUUCAGCAGCUCUUCUGCCCAGUCCAGCAACGCGCCCAGCGCCUGCGUCAGUCCUUGGAUUGUAACAAUGGAAUUUUAUGGAAAGAAUGAUCUUACACUGGGAAUAUUUUUAGAGAGAUACUGUUUCAGGCCUUCUUACCAGUGUCCUAGCAUGUUCUGUGAUACCCCCAUGGUACAUCACAUUCGGCGCUUUGUCCAUGGCCAAGGCUGUGUGCAGAUAAUCCUGAAGGAGCUGGAUUCUCCAGUACCUGGAUAUCAGCAUACAAUUCUCACCUAUUCCUGGUGCAGAAUCUGCAAACAGGUAACACCAGUUGUUGCUCUUUCCAAUGAGUCCUGGUCCAUGUCAUUUGCCAAAUACCUUGAACUUCGGUUUUAUGGGCACCAGUACACCCGUAGAGCCAAUGCUGAGCCGUGUGGCCACUCCAUCCACCAUGAUUAUCACCAGUACUUCUCCUAUAACCAGAUGGUGGCAUCUUUUAGUUAUUCUCCCAUUCGGCUUCUUGAAGUAUGUGUUCCACUCCCCAAAAUAUUCAUUAAACGUCAGGCCCCAUUAAAAGUGUCCCUUCUUCAAGAUCUGAAGGACUUCUUUCAAAAAGUUUCACAAGUAUAUCUUGCUGUUGAUGAAAGACUUGCAUCUUUGAAAACUGAUACAUUUAGCAAAACAAGAGAGGAAAAAAUGGAAGAUAUCUUUGCACAAAAAGAGAUGGAGGAAGGCGAGUUCAAGAACUGGAUUGAGAAAAUGCAAGCGAGGCUCCUGUCUUCCUCGGUAGACACCCCUCAGCAGCUGCAGUCGGUCCUGGAGUCGCUCAUCGCCAAGAAGCAGAGCCUCUGUGAAGUGCUGCAGGCCUGGAAUAACAGGUUGCAGGACCUUUUCCAGCAGGAAAAGGGUAGAAAGCGGCCUUCAGUUCCUCCAAGUCCUGGAAGACUGAGACAAGGGGAAGAAAGCAAGAUAAGUGCAAUGGAUGCAUCUCCACGGAAUAUUUCUCCAGGACUUCAAAAUGGAGAAAAAGAGGACCGCUUCUUGACAACCCUCUCUAGUCAGGGCCCCACCUCUGCUGCUCAUCUCCAGCUGCCCAGUCCCCCUGAAGUCCUGCCUGAGCAGGCAGGGGGGGCGACCCCCGAGCCGGAUGCAGCCAGCAGUUCUGAAGAUGUGUUUGAUGGACAUUCUCUGGGAUCCACAGACAGCCAGGUGAAGGAAAAAUCAACCAUGAAGGCCAUCUUUGCAAAUUUGCUUCCAGGAAAUAGCUAUAACCCUAUUCCGUUUCCUUUUGAUCCAGAUAAACACUACUUAAUGUACGAACACGAACGGGUGCCCAUUGCCGUCUGUGAGAGGGAGCCCAGCUCCAUCAUUGCUUUUGCUCUCAGUUGUAAAGAAUACCGAAAUGCCUUAGAGGAAUUGUCCAAGGCAACUCUGCGGAACAGUGCCGAAGAAGGGCUCCCAGCCAACAGUGCUUCAGACAGCAGACCAAAGGGCGGCAGCCCUGGGAGGCCGCCUGAGCUCGGUGGAGGCUGCCCCAACCGGGCGGCCGAGGCAGAGCCGCAGCCAGCCAAAAAGGCUUCUGGGAUGUUGUCCUUCUUCCGAGGGACAGCAGGGAAAAGCCCUGAUCUCUCUUCCCAGAAGAGAGAGACCUUACGUGGAGCAGAUAGUGCUUACUACCAGGUCGGGCAGCCCGGCAAGGAGGGGACGGAGAGUCAAGGCACUGAGCCUCCAGAUGAGAUAGAUGGAGGAGACGCACAAAAGAAACAGCUCACAAAUCCUCAUGUGGAACUUCAAUUUUCUGACGCUAACGCCAAGUUUUACUGCCGGCUCUACUAUGCGGGAGAGUUUCACAAGAUGCGCGAGGUGAUCCUGGGCAGCAGCGAGGAGGACUUCAUCCGCUCCCUUUCCCACUCGGCACCCUGGCAGGCACGCGGGGGCAAGUCCGGAGCGGCCUUCUACGCCACGGAAGAUGAUAGAUUCAUUUUGAAGCAGAUGCCUCGUCUGGAAGUCCAGUCUUUCCUCGACUUUGCACCACACUACUUCAAUUAUAUCACAAACGCUGUGCAACAAAAGAGGCCUACUGCACUGGCCAAAAUUCUUGGAGUUUACAGAAUUGGUUAUAAGAAUUCUCAGAACAACACUGAGAAGAAGUUAGAUCUCCUUGUCAUGGAAAAUCUUUUCUAUGGGAGAAAGAUGGCACAGGUUUUUGACUUGAAGGGUUCACUUAGGAACAGAAAUGUAAAAACUGACACCGGGAAAGAGAGCUGUGACGUGGUCCUGCUGGACGAGAAUCUGCUGAAGAUGGUCCGGGACAGCCCUCUGUACAUCCGCUCGCACUCCAAGGCGGUGCUGCGGGCCUCCAUCCGCAGCGAUGCCCACUUCCUGUCCAGCCACCUCAUCAUCGACUAUUCUUUGCUGGUGGGGCGAGAUGAUACCAGCAAUGAGCUUGUCGUUGGGAUUAUAGAUUAUAUUCGAACGUUUACAUGGGACAAAAAGCUUGAGAUGGUUGUGAAAUCAACAGGAAUUUUAGGAGGACAAGGUAAAAUGCCAACUGUGGUCUCUCCAGAGUUGUACAGGACCCGAUUUUGUGAAGCGAUGGACAAGUAUUUCCUCAUGGUACCAGACCACUGGACAGGCUUGGGUCUCAACUGCUGAAAUGAAGCACAUGUUUUGAAAUGGACUGUGAAGGGAAGGGGCUGGAACAAAGGGCCAGAAACAAGCCACUGUUUUAUUUCUUCAUCCCAUUCCCGCUGUCUACCCAGGUCUUUCAGUUCUCAGCACGUGGGCUGUCUGUCACCAAAGGGUUAAAACUCCACAGGUUUGCACUUUGGAUUUUGAUACCUACAGAUUAGCUCUCCAUAGGCUGGGAAGUUGCAUGGACACUUUCACUUAAGCUGAAAUAGGUUUCAAAGGGCUAAGGGCAAAUGUAUGGUUAGAGAUGAGGAAAUAGAGUGAAAAAUGCAAUAUCUAUUUGCUAACAAUCCUGUUAAGGAAACUGUCUCAUAGAUUGUGACUCUCCUGGCAUCACGUUUGACACUGUCUUUGCGUAGAAAGCAUUUGUAGAGCUGCUGGAUUCGUUUUGUGUUUCUUAUGUGACAAUUUGAUAUUGCCUCUUAUCAGAAUUUCUGAAACCUUUAAAAGAUCCUGAGUUACUCUGCUAAUGGCCAGUUAAACAGAUUAAUACAAUCUGCUCUUGUUUUAUUGAGGAAUUUGACUUAAAUUGGGGAUCCUUUCACAUUCUGUGUCCUGCCCUGUUUUCGAAUAUGUUUGAUGUUUCUUGGGCUCUGUCCUUACUUGUCUGUGGGUGACAGGAGGCUACAGCUAUUAACUUGAAGCCUUUUUCAGGAGCUGUUUUUUAAGCUUGUGUACAACUUUUGUGCAGUUCAUAUGUUGAACUGUACUUAGCCGCAUAAACUCGUAUUCUGGGUUUCCCCCACUUUCAGGGGAACUUUAGUAAAUGAAUCAACAAUGACUAAAUCCCCAAAGGGAGAAUUAUGAAUGACAGAUUUCUUAUUUUAAUGUAAAAAAUAAAUUAGAUCCAAGAAACUGAUCCAAGAAAUUGAGUGAGAGGGAAGGAUUUGCUUGUUUUUUGUGGAGUUAAAGUAUCUUUUAAAAAUAUAACCAGCAAUUUAAGUGGCAUCUAUACAAUUAAGAAGUUUUUAACAUGGACAUCCCUGUUUCCUAAUGUUCUGCACCAGUUUCUAGGCCCGUUCUGACUAUCAAGAAAUGUUGAGAUAAAAUAUUCUUAGUAAGGAACUUCUUUAAUUGAGUUUUCCUUUGUAUAAAAAGGGAUCAGAAGUACUAAACCGUCUUCGAGGCGAUUCUCUAAGCCUGGAUGUCUGCUCUUGGCUUCCUUCCAUAACAGGGAUAAUUCAGUAUUUAUCAAGUUUGAGGGGUUCCACUCCUUUUAGGAUUCCUAUGAUAGCACAUUUCUAUUGUAACUUUCACAUAAUAAGAAAAAGAAGUCUGGGUACAUUCCAUUUACAGAGACUGUAAGUACAUGGAGUAGGAACCUUUUGUAAAGUUUACCUUAGAGAAUGAAAGCAUUAGUUUGGUGCUUAUUAGAAACAUGGUUUGUUUUGAACUAGAAACAAGUUGACCAAGGACUUAGGACUGAUCUGAUGAUAAGCACUUUAUAAAAACAAAACGCCGUGUGCCUUCUGAAAACACACGAAACACUGAUGAUUUUAGUUUUGAUAUCAAAGACUAGUAAAGGAGUUGUGCAGGAGUGACAGAGAUGCGGAACGUCGUCAGCUUCUUACGUUCCAGGAACAGGGGACCUUGCGUCUCGUUUUGAAGCAAACGCUGUCCUGUCUCUGCGGGAGUCUUAGGUAGAGCAUCCUGCCCACGUCCUGCCCUCUGUGUGCUCUUGUGGGAGUGUCCCCUGCGGGAGCCACUGGUCUCUGUGGCUUAGUCUCAGUACGGCAUGUAGCUCGAAUGCUCCGCUGGGACAGCUCUGGCAAUGGUGUGUCAUGUUGGUUUUGUUUUCCUUGCCCAGAAGAACUAUUUUAUAAAGUACUGCUGCCUCUUAGGUAAUUUCGUGGCUAAGAAAAAAUUCCAGCAUAAUAUAGUCUGAAGCGGGAGUUGCUGCCUUGCGAGGGUCUGUCCUUUUAGAACUUCUUAGGAAGGGGAAAUGCGAACUUCAUUGUGUUGUCAGUGGUGGAGCUGUACCCAGCCCUGCUGCGUGGGGGCACCCUCCACGUGUUUGUGGGGUGUUCUGAGAGGUGGAGCUGGAACAGCCUGCUGCAAGGGGUCGCCCUCCACGUGUGUCGGGGGUGUUUCAAACGCCAUGCUGCUUGGGGGCCCCGAAGGGCUGUUCUCUGCCCUCAAUUCCUUCCGAGGCCUGGAGAGCAUUUGUGCUGAAAGUUAAGAGUGAGGAAGAAAUCCUAGUACUUUCUUCCUUAGAAUAAAUGAUGAAUCCUGAGAAUAAUUGCCAGUAGCACCAGAAAGCUAUGUGAACAUGUUGCAUUGAUAAAAAUCUUAUUUAUAAUGUGAAGCUUUUUGAUACCAUCAAAACUUUAUUAAAAAAUAAAAAGGAUUGACUGUUUUCUUACCCAAGCCUAAGAAAAAUAAGGGGAGUAAGCUGUUACAAACCCCUUUGUAGUCUAUUGAACAUUUAAGAUUUAUAGAUAGUCAAAAUUUCCUACAAAAUGUCCUACUCUAAUUUUUCCUUGAUCAGCAGUGGGUGGUUUUCUGGCUUUGGCCUUUCCUGGGUCUUGUAAAUAGUAGGUUGUGUUGGUUUCUGUGGCCUCGGCUUCUCCUUGGUUUUUGAUCCGCUAGCACUGGGCAGGUAUGACAAGGAAGGUCCUCUCCCUGUGGGAGGGUUGCUUGCCAGCGGGUGCAGACCAUUGUGAAUGAGCCUGAUGGUGAGCGGUCAGGCCUUGCUCUCUCCGCCGAGUGUUAACAUGCUGACUUAGGCAGUAUUCAAACCCUCUAGUGCAAUGCCUCUGGUUUGUUUUUGUAACAUGGGUGCAGUGUGUUAUAGAAAAAUAAAAAUUACAGUCAUGAGCAUUUUAUUAAUGCUGCUGUGCUGGUUUUGUAAAAAAUGUAUAUUGUCUUUCAACUAGAGAAAUACUGUAAAUCAUAAUAGCGUCUUAAUUUAAUAUGAAAAAUUCAAUUAACAGUAUUGAAAAUACUUAAUGUGUUAUAUUGUGUAUAUUUCUCUCCUUUGGUUCCAGCUGUUUUAUAUGGUUGACCUGUUAUUUAAGAGAGAAAACUGCCCUGACCUUUUGGAGACUUAUGCUGUAAAUAAAGACUUACAAUAAACCGAGGAUCCACUUCA